AUGAAAGAAAAUAAUACUCAUUUUGUUAAUACAUUGAAUAAUAAACAUGAUAAUAAUCCUUCAUCAAUUGAUAAAUUAAAUGAUUCUUUAAUACGUAUUGAAAUAAAUGAAUUUAUUCAUCAAGUAAAUUAUUGGUUAAUGAUUGUUGAAUUCUUUAUGGUUUUAUUUGGAGUAUUAGGAAAUGGUUUUGCACUUAUUGUUAUUAAUCGUCGUUCAUUACGUAAUACAUCAUCAAGUGUAUUUAUAACAUAUUUAGCUAUAUUUGAUUCAUCAGUUCUUAUUGUUCAAUUAACUGGUUUAAUAACAUUACAUUCAAUAAAAUCAUACAUUUUACAUUGUUUUUUUACGUAUUUCACGGACUUCGUUACAUUUUCUAGUGUUUGGAUUAUGGUUAUUAUGACAAUAGAACGUUGUAUUGCUGUUCAUUCACCAUUUUUAGCCAAACGUUAUUGUACAAUAAAACAUGCACGUCAUGCAAUGUAUCUACUUAUAUUAACUGCAUUUGCUUUCUUUACUUUAACAUUUCCAUUGAUAUAUAUAAUAAAUAGAGAACAAGAAAAAUGUAGUGUUCGUAAGCAAUAUCAAAUAUUAUUACGAAUUAUAAAACCAACAAUAUUCUAUUUUAUACCUGAUCUUAUAUUAUUAGUUAAUUUAUUUAUUAUUUAUGAAUUAUUUAUGGCUAGACGACAACGAACACAAACAUUAACUAAUUCAGAAAAUUCUAUCAAUCAAAUAAAUGCAGCUACAUUCAAUAGACAACAACAACAAUUAACUAUAAUGCUUGUUACAGUUUCAUUAAGUUUUUAUUUAUUUACAACACCAGCUAUUGUUGAUUAUAUAUUGCAGAGAAAGCCACCAAACUAUCGAGAUGUUAAACGCCUUAAACUGCGUUUUUUAAGAAGUAAUUUAACUGUUAUUUGGCUCCAAAUGAGUUCAGCAACUAAUUUUUUAUUUUAUUGUUUGGCUGGUUCAAAAUUUCGUACAGCUUGUUUACAAACAUUCACUGAUAUUUAUGACUAUAUACGAGCAAAAUUUGAUAAUAAUUAUCAACGAUCACGAAGUUGUAGUAAUUCUCAAACGAUGUCAACAUUUGGUAUGGAAAUGCGUAAUGAAAUUCAAUAUGAUCAUCGAGAUAAACUUCGAUCUAAUUCUAUACAACAAACUUAUCAAUUACAUAAUUCAUCAAAACGAACAAGUAAUGGUACAAUUUCAAGUUCUCAUUUCAAUAGCAGACGAGCAUCAAAAUGUGUAUAG
Rotaria sp. Silwood2 is the source of this 1254-nucleotide messenger RNA. The record is from the annotation of a GenBank genome assembly. NCBI's taxonomy places the organism in Eukaryota, Metazoa, Rotifera, Eurotatoria, Philodinida, Philodinidae.